AUACUGAUUGUGUGAGUUGUCAAAAAGUUGGCAUACAUACCUACCAUCUGUUUUAUUUAGAAAAUCUAUUUUAACAUCUAGACAUUAGUGAUUACUUGAGUAUUCGCUGUAUUUAAUUACUUUGGAUUCUACCAUUAUGUGUUUCUGUGACUAUGGUAUACACUGAUGUUCACAUAAGUUGGUAAUAAAGAGAAGAUAAACGCGUUAGAAAUCGCGAUCGUGUGAGAGGAUGGUGCAGUGAUUGCACUGAUAUUCAGUUUUUACGUGAAGGUUGAAUGAAAGAUGGACAGUACACCGGAGUCACCGGCAAAGAUGAGCCCGCUGAUAGAGGGCGAGGGUUUCGCGGAGAGCGAGACGGACUACUCCAGCAUCAGGGGGAAGAUGGUGAUGGUCAGCCCCAACGCUGAUGAGUACGAGCUGCUGCGCAAACAGAUGCUGGAGAGGCUAGAGGCUGGCAACGGCGAGAUCAUCUACGACAUAGGACUCGGCGAAGAUGGUCGCGGUCUCACGGAGGACGAGUUCACCGCGUCGGUGGCGACGCUGCAGUCGCUGGUGGCGAGCGAGCGCGUGUCGUGCAUGGAGCUGCGGCGCUGGGACUGCGGCACGGGCCUCGUGGGGCAGUACCUGCUGCGCACCGAGCUCGACAACAACGACUUCAUGGAGAUCAGGGUAGCGGUGGUAGGUAACGUGGACGCGGGCAAGUCCACUCUCCUGGGAGUGCUGACACACGGGGAGCUGGACAACGGGCGAGGGUUCGCGCGACAGAGGCUGUUCCGACACAAGCACGAGAUGGAGAGCGGCCGCACCAGCUCCGUCGGCAAUGACAUACUCGGCUUCGACAAUAUGGGUAAGGUGGUGAACAAGCCGGACCACGGCACACUGGACUGGGUGAAGAUCUGCGAGAAGUCGUCGAAGGUGAUCACUUUCAUCGACCUGGCCGGACACGAGCGCUACCUCAAGACCACUGUCUUCGGCAUGACGGGACACGCGCCGGACUUCGGCAUGCUCAUGGUGGGUGCCAAUGCAGGUAUAGUGGGCAUGACGAAGGAGCACCUCGGCCUGGCGCUGGCACUAUCCGUGCCCGUGUUCGUGGUGGUGACCAAGAUCGACAUGUGUCCGCCGAACGUGCUACAGGACAACCUCAAGCUGCUCAUCAGGAUCCUCAAGUCUUCGGGCUGCAGGAAGGUGCCGGUCAUGGUGAAGAACAAGGAUGACGUCAUCGUCAGCGCUACCAACUUCGUGUCGCAGAGGCUAUGUCCAAUAUUCCAAGUGUCGAACGUGAGCGGCGAGAAUCUGGAGCUGCUGACGAUGUUCCUCAACCUGCUGAAGACGAGGAUGCCCUCGCACGACGACAAGCCUGCUGAGUUCCAGAUAGACGACACCUACUCAGUGCCCGGCGUGGGCACGGUGGUGUCGGGCACGACGCUGGCGGGCGUGGUGCGCGUCAACGACACGCUGCUGCUGGGGCCCGACCCGCUGGGCCGCUUCACGCCCGUGGCGGUGCGCGGCAUCCACCGCAAGCGCAUGCCCGUCGCCGAGGUGCGCGGCGGACAGACCGCCAGCUUCGCGCUCAAGAAGAUAAAAAGGUCCCAGAUUCGUAAGGGCAUGGUGAUGGUGUCGCCGGCGCUGAACCCGCAGGCGUGCUGGCAGUUUGAGGGCGAGAUCCUGGUGCUGCACCACCCCACCACCAUCUCAUCACGAUACCAGGCUAUGGUCCACUGCGGCAGCAUCAGACAGACGGCGUCAAUCCUGUCGAUGUCGCGCGACUGCCUCCGCACCGGCGACAAGGCGCUCGUCAAGUUCCGCUUCAUCAAACAUCCGGAGUACCUCAAGCGGGGGCAGAGGAUGGUGUUCCGCGAAGGCCGCACGAAGGCGGUGGGUAACGUGCUGCGGCCCGAGCCCAUCGCGCACAAGCCCGCGCCCGCCGCGCGCCACGAGCGCCACGAGCGCCACGAGCGGCGCGCGCAGGCGCACGGCACCAACGCGCCCGCCGACGCCAGCACUGCACAUCUGCAAGAGGCCGACGUGACGGCAGUGGACUCGCCGUUUGAGGUGCAGGCGGACAAGCGCAGCUCCGCAGCAGGUGGAGGGGGAGGCGGUGGGGGGCGAAGGCCCCGCAAGCGACACGACAAGCCGCCAGACCAGCCCGUCGCUGCCAACUAAACAUUUUUACUCAUCUCUUUACAAGCACUCACUAUUGAAUCAAUUGAUUCACUGCUACGGGAAGCGUUCACUCUUUUCGUGUGACACAUUGACGCGGACGUGUCAAUAAGUAUUAGGAAGUAUUCUGCCUUGAAACAGAAAAGAAUUUUAUUUACACUAAAUCUGUAUAACGUCAAAUAUGUAUUUGAUUUUAAUACCAGCGCUCCAUUUGACGGUCUUGUCUUGACGCGCGUUAAAAUCGCAUUCUGUUUCAUAAGGCCAUAAAAGACCCACAUUUUUUUGACAAUUCUCAGUUAGAGAAGUUUUAUUUUGACAUAAAUUGACACGUCGCGUCGACACACAAUAGAUUUGUACAAUCGUACUUGUUUUCACAUUUUUAUUGUAUGACAACGACUUUUAUGAUCUUCAUAACUGUGCUUCCCUAGUAUAUUGUCGCGGCUAGAUUCAGCCCACAAGCACUAAAAGAAAGUACAACGUUUCUUAAAACGAUUAUAUUUUAGGUAUAGUUGGUUGUGUGGAAUCAUCUAUUUGGGAAAUGCCUGGAUACUUCGAUACUUGCUUCAUUGUGAAAAUAAUAAGUCAUUGAGAUAUUUAAGGUAUGGAAAAAUAGUUGAUUGUGUGACAACUUAAUGCCUUGUGUUUACUUGGUAUUUACAUAGAACUUUUCCAUGUUUACAUUAUACCCGAAUCUUAUGUUGGAUGCAAUAACUGACAGUAUUUAUAAGUAAGGUAGCGCAGUUGGUUGGGUCACUAAUAUUUGUGUCAUUAGAGACCAACAUCUGUGGUUGCUUUAAUCAUAGUUUAGGCAGAGUUGAAAAGUCCACAAACAUACUUGUUUUGUCAAGUUUUAAAUUCAUAUAAAGCAUAUACAAGUCACAAUAAAAUGGGGCAUUCAUUCCUGUUGCUGUUUUCAAGAGACUUCUAUUUUGGUCAGUUGCCAUAUAACUGUAAGUUAUUUGCAUUCAAUACAAUAUUGUAGAAAUAUUUUUGAUUAAUAAACAUGAGCAGACACAAAGAUAUUUUCAUAGAGUAAAAUUGUAGAUUUUUGUCUAGACAGUAAUUAUAAUUAGAAAAUUUUGCUCAUAAUGCAGAAGUUGAAAAUUUGUUUGUGGUUAUAUUGAUUGUUUUUGGUAUUCAAAUUUAUAUUGAUUUGUGUUUUUGGCCUCUGUUGGUUGAACCACUAACAAGUGGUACAUUCAAAUUUUAUUUUUCAAUUAUUUUAUUUGUGAAUCAUACGUGGAAUACAAAAGGAACAGAAUUAUCAGUUUUGGAAAUAUCUCUUAUUGAUGCAUAUUUUUUAUUCCAGCACAGACUUUUUUAAAUAAUUAAAAGCAAUAAUAAUAAUAGUGUUAGUGAGGCUAGCCGCUUGCUCCAUAUCAGAUUUCAGUAUUUCAAUAUUUUCUAUACCAUUACAAUGUGAUUUUUUUAAUAGAAAAUAAGCAAAAGGUAUAUUUUUAAUGAUUAAUUCCGAGUGAAAUUAAACUAGCUCAAAUA
Messenger RNA from Manduca sexta (tobacco hornworm), 3657 nucleotides. RefSeq names its product GTP-binding protein 1 (gene GTPBP1). The record is from RefSeq and is a predicted model, not a curated record. Gene Ontology annotation, biological process: translational elongation. Lineage: Eukaryota; Metazoa; Arthropoda; Insecta; Lepidoptera; Sphingidae. The coding region runs from base 283 to 2163 and encodes 626 amino acids. The transcript is spliced from 13 exons. Gene Ontology annotation, molecular function: GTPase activity; translation elongation factor activity; GTP binding.